Messenger RNA from Triticum dicoccoides, 1581 nucleotides. Its product is annotated as 28 kDa ribonucleoprotein, chloroplastic. NCBI's taxonomy places the organism in Eukaryota, Viridiplantae, Streptophyta, Magnoliopsida, Poales, Poaceae. The record is from RefSeq and is a predicted model, not a curated record. The transcript is spliced from 13 exons. The coding region runs from base 202 to 1299 and encodes 365 amino acids. Gene Ontology annotation, molecular function: RNA binding.
GUUACUACCGUGAGCUGAGUGAGAUCGAUAAAGAGUGGAGGUCGCCAGUCCAGCCUCAAGAGUGAGGGGAGAGUCUCAGGCUUGGGAACCUUUUCCUUUGGACACAUAGCUCGAUAAGAGCAACACCCGGGUGUCGCUGAAGAAGCAUAGAUCGGGAGUUUUCUUGGCCUGAGAAGUACAGGAGAGGAGCGUAGUGAUAGCAUGGCUUCAAAGCUUGUGGUUCUUGGAAUCCCCUGGGAUGUGGAUACAGAAGGAUUAAAAGAGUACAUGAGCAAGUUUGGCCCCCUGGAUGAUUGCAUUGUUAUGAAGGAUCGCUCAUCUGGUCGAUCUCGUGGUUUUGGAUACGUGACGUUUUCGUCAGUAGAGGAUGCAAAGAAUGUUGUUAACUCUGAGCAUAUUCUUGGAGACCGAACUCUGGAAGUGAAGAUAGCGACUCCCAAGGAAGAAAUGCGAGCUCCAGGAAACAAGAAAGCUACCAGGAUAUUUGUUGCUCGGAUUCCACAGUCUGUGGAUGAGUCAAUGUUUCGCAGGCAUUUUCAAACUUUUGGAGAAAUAACAGAUCUUUAUAUGCCCAAGGAACUGGGUUCAAAAGAACAUCGUGGAAUUGGCUUUGUCACUUUCCGGAGUGCAGAGUGCGUGGACAAUGUCAUGCAAGAAAAUCAUGAGAUUGAUGGCACAACAGUUGUUGUUGAUCGUGCAACUCCGAAGCAGGAUGAAGAAGUGAGGCACCCUCCAAGGAGGGGGGGAGGAGCACAGGGCGAGGGUGGUUAUGGCUCAUACAAUGCAUACAUUACAGCUGCUACCAGAUAUGCAGCUCUGGGCGUACCAACACUGUAUGAUCAUCCUGGGCCAGCUUAUGGAAGAGGAUACUUGAAUGAGCCCCCUGUAUCAAGCAAAAAGAUAUUCAUUGGUAGACUCCCACAAGAAGCAAAUACUGAUGAUUUAUGGGAUUAUUUUGGCCGAUUUGGCAGAAUUGUGGAUGCAUACAUUCCAAAGGAUCCAAAAAAGAGCGGCCACCGUGGUUUUGGUUUUGUUACUUUUGCUGAGGACGGUGUAGCAGAUCGUGUAGCGCGAAGAAGUCAUGAAAUUUUGGGACAGGAGGUUGCUGUAGACUCAGCUGCACCCGUGGAGGGUGGCCCCAGUCGAGGCGGGUACAUGGAACCACCUGGGCCAUAUGGAGCUUACAGCCCGAUGAUGUCUUAUGGCCAGUUCUCUGGCAGUCUUGGUUAUGAUUAUGGUUAUGGUCCCAGUGGAAGUAGCAGCAGAUCAAGAGUACAACCGCGCUACAGACCCUACUGAGGCACUCUCUUGGAGCCAUCACAGCAUUUAAGCGACAUGAUAGCAUGAAGAUGCUAUGACAUUGUGAGAACAUGAUAGUGAAAAAAAGGAUGUUCCGUUGUCAGGAUUCUAUGGUACCGUGUAUACUUAUGUUUGUUUUUGUCCAGGAUAUGCGUAACCCUUUUUGUUCAUGACGUUUUUCUGUAUUCAUGUGCCACCGGAAAUUUGAUUAUAUGGUGUGGCAGACUCUGAACAUUGCCGAUUAUGCUAGCUGGCAGACGGGUUAGCUGUGCAGUUUGAUUA